CACUGUUUGUAAAAAGUUCAGGACACCACUGUUCUGCGCAAUGGAAGUAAUGACAAUUGGAGUUCGAAAUGAAAAAUGACGAAGAGUUGAUUCGGUUGAUCGCUGCCUAUCCCAUCCAAGCAAAGGCGUUCUUGACGAAUCUCCGUCGAAAUGGGCAACGACGUGCUUGUGACGUCGCUAAUCAAGUGGCCAUAAGCGAUUUACGAACUGUCGAUGCUGGUUUUAACUGGACCAGUAGAGUCGUAAAUCCGAACAACGAUGUUCCGGCUCCGUUCUGUGCAGAAACUACUUACAACAGAUUCUUCGGCUAUGCGGACCGUACUUUCAGAUGGGCUCAGCCAGUGUUACGAUUUGGCGAAACGCCUGUCUUCACGGAUUCCUUAUUGUAUCCCACGCAACAGCGUCGUUUGCGUAGCACUACGCAUGAGGCAUUUGCUCCCAAGCAAGUGAGUUCAGUCGAUUUAGGAUGA
Molecule: messenger RNA, 470 nt
Organism: Dicrocoelium dendriticum
Lineage: Eukaryota; Metazoa; Platyhelminthes; Trematoda; Plagiorchiida; Dicrocoeliidae
Source: the annotation of a GenBank genome assembly